GGGGGCGUGGCGUGCGCAUGCGCGCGCCGCCUAACCUACCCGGAUGUAGCGGGACGAGGCGCUACCGCCAUCUUUGCCCGGAGAGCAGUGAGCUGAUCGUGGCUGAGCCCCCCCGCCAGACCCAUCGGUCUCCAUCCACCCGCGCAGCCCCCGCCGCCCUCACUCGCCGGACAUGGACGAUCGGGAGGACCUCGUCUAUCAGGCCAAGCUAGCCGAGCAAGCUGAGCGCUACGAUGAAAUGGUUGAAUCAAUGAAAAAAGUGGCUGGAAUGGAUGUGGAGUUGACAGUUGAAGAACGAAAUCUGCUGUCGGUUGCAUACAAAAAUGUGAUUGGAGCUAGAAGAGCUUCUUGGAGAAUAAUCAGCAGCAUUGAACAGAAAGAGGAAAACAAGGGUGGAGAAGACAAAUUAAAGAUGAUCCGGGAGUAUCGGCAAAUGGUUGAGACUGAAUUGAAACUAAUCUGUUGUGACAUUCUGGAUGUACUGGACAAACACCUCAUUCCAGCAGCCAACACUGGCGAAUCCAAGGUUUUCUAUUAUAAAAUGAAAGGGGACUACCACAGGUAUCUUGCUGAGUUUGCCACAGGAAAUGACAGAAAGGAAGCUGCUGAGAACAGCCUGGUGGCUUAUAAAGCUGCUAGUGAUAUUGCAAUGACAGAACUUCCACCAACACAUCCCAUCCGCCUAGGUCUUGCCCUCAACUUCUCUGUUUUCUACUAUGAAAUUCUUAAUUCUCCUGACCGUGCCUGCAGGUUGGCAAAAGCAGCUUUUGAUGAUGCUAUUGCAGAACUGGAUACACUGAGUGAAGAAAGCUAUAAGGAUUCUACACUUAUCAUGCAGUUGUUACGUGAUAAUCUGACACUAUGGACUUCAGACAUGCAGGGUGAUGGUGAAGAACAGAGUAAAGAAGCGCUGCAGGAUGUGGAAGAUGAGAACCAGUGAGACAUAAAGGCCAAUAAGAGAUCCCCCCAUCUCUGUCCCCUGUCACCUCUCCCCCCCCCCCCGCCCUCCCCAGCCCCUCAGUGUCACUGGGAACCAUCCAAUCGAUUGUUUGCGAUGCCUCCCAGAAUUUAGGUUCCUGCCCUUGUUGGUUUAAUUUUUUUUUUUUUUACACAAUUGAAAAUUUCUUUAAAGGCAAGAGUGAAUGUCUGUGGAUUUGACUGGUGCCAGCGUCCAGUUUCUUUAAGACACUAACCAGACUGGCUGCAUAGAGGCUUUUUUUCUCCCUUGUCACUCUGUGGUCUUCUGUCAGGGGUCGAAGGUGACAUCUGGAAGCCGUUAGAAAUCCUAGAGAGGGAGGCUUGUUGCGCUGUGCAAAGGGUGCACGCAGUGGCAAUUUUUUUCCUUUUUUUUAUAAUUGUUUAAACAAUUUUAUACCAGUGUUUAAAAUUAAUUGGGUGUUUAGCUUGAAGUUACAGGUUGCAUUGAAACAGUUCUUUGUAAUGGUUUUGCUGUAAAAGAGAACAACACCAACAAACACACACACACACACACAGACAAAAAAAAAACCAAACUGUGCUGAGAUCUUGCUACAAGAAGACAGUGCUGGUAACAGUUCAGCAAUCCGUGGCUGCUCAUUCUUGCCUUCUCAUUUUCCCUCCAAGCAGGUUAGCAUUGAAGGUGGCGUUUAAAAAAAAAAAAAACAGCCUGCAUGUGUGUUCAAUAUUUUUCUCUCCCCUCCCCCCCCCCCCUCGCUAGCUCAACCUCUUUUGUUCAGUAUGUGUAACUUGAAGCUAAUUUGUACUACUGGAUAUCUGACUGGAGCCACAGAUACAGGAUCUGUAUUGUUCUUACUGAAACACAGCAUGGAAUUAACAUUAAACUUAAAUAAAACAACCCUAAAUUAAAACGA
This is a messenger RNA of Heteronotia binoei (common prickly gecko), 1850 nucleotides long. RefSeq names its product tyrosine 3-monooxygenase/tryptophan 5-monooxygenase activation protein epsilon (gene YWHAE). Bases 173 to 940 code for a protein of 255 amino acids. Gene Ontology annotation, cellular component: cytoplasm. Gene Ontology annotation, biological process: signal transduction. The transcript is spliced from 6 exons. NCBI's taxonomy places the organism in Eukaryota, Metazoa, Chordata, Lepidosauria, Squamata, Gekkonidae. The record is from RefSeq and is a predicted model, not a curated record.